Nezara viridula (southern green stink bug) is the source of this 156-nucleotide messenger RNA. The record is from the annotation of a GenBank genome assembly. NCBI's taxonomy places the organism in Eukaryota, Metazoa, Arthropoda, Insecta, Hemiptera, Pentatomidae.
AUGCCAUUACAUACCGAAAGAAAUGAAUGCUUAGAUAGAUGGCUUUAUACUCAAACAACAGCUCAGAUCAAUACAGGUUGUGACGGUAUUAUUACUGAAGCGACAUGUGACUGCCUUUUUUUGUAUUGUCACCCCAACGGCUCUCGACAAUUAUAA